Molecule: messenger RNA, 2397 nt
Organism: Polistes dominula (European paper wasp)
Lineage: Eukaryota; Metazoa; Arthropoda; Insecta; Hymenoptera; Vespidae
Product: rhombotin-1
Biological process (GO): positive regulation of transcription by RNA polymerase II
Cellular component (GO): nucleus
Molecular function (GO): DNA-binding transcription factor binding; transcription coactivator activity
Source: RefSeq, a predicted model, not a curated record
CUUCCUUCUUAUUCCGGUCUAGACCUUCCUCGUGGAAGGACGUUUUUUUACAACUGCAUUAAGGUGCAUCGCGACGAUAACGCCAUCGUUGACAUUGUGCGACAAGAUAGAGAGAGAGAGAGGGAGAGAGAGAGGGAGGAAAGGAGAGAGAGCGCGGUUACGAAUACGUCCAAUAGAAUUAACGAAAAGAAAAAACGUUUUAUUUAUUUGUUUGUUUUCUUCCCUCUCUCUCUCUCUCUCUCUUCUCUUUCUCUCUCUCUCCUCCCCCUCUCUAAUGUGUUUAUUAUUUAAAAAUAUAAUCCGCGCGUGUUGAAGUAUCGAAGAUUAUACCGCAAUAAGUGUCUCGGUACGAUAUCGAAAAAUUUCUUUCUCUUUUUUUUUCUUUCUGUCUUUUUCUUUCUCUCUCCUCCACCUCUUCCUGUCGCCGCUUGUGUUUCCCUCGAAAGAGCAUAGUUACUGGCUUAUCUCGAGUGUCGGAUAAGUGUCUUCGUCUGAAUUCCUGGAAUCGUUUUCAUCAGCCGCCACAGGUGGACUCAUUGAGGAUUUUUGCUAUUGUGGAUACACUUUCAUCGUCUGCGACUGAUGUGUUAUGUUAAAUCGUUUCCAGGACGCUGACGUCGUUCCAAGGUCGUUCCAAAAAGCCAGCAAGAAGAGGCGUUAUAGCUGGGAUCAGGAUGACUAUGGACGUGAGUAAGUCGGAAACGAAUAAAAACGGUUCGACGCAGCAGGAAUGUGCCGGUUGUAGGAAAACCAUCACGGAAAGGUAUCUUCUGAAAGCUCUGGACCUUUACUGGCACGAGGAUUGUCUCAAGUGCGGAUGCUGCGACUGUAGGUUAGGCGAGGUCGGUUCCACGCUUUAUACAAAGGCCAACCUUAUCCUCUGCAAGAGGGACUACCUUAGGCUCUUCGGAAACACCGGAUAUUGUGCGGCCUGCAACAAGUCUAUACCGGCCUUCGAAAUGGUCAUGCGAGCCAGGACAAACGUCUAUCAUCUUGAUUGUUUCGCUUGUCAACAGUGUACGCAUCGAUUUUGCGUAGGUGAUCGGUUUUAUUUGUGCGAGAAUAAAAUUCUUUGCGAGUACGAUUACGAAGCGAGGUUCGCCAAUAUGGCACCUCAGUCACCAGCAUCACUCGCAUAUAUUAAAAGGCAACUUCCACCAUCGGCGACCCCACCUGGACAGAACGUUCAUUCUGGUCACAAUCCUCUUCAGGGUCAUCAAGGUAUCGGGCAAAUGGUGGGACCUCAUAAUCACGCGACGAACGGUCAGAUGUCAGGUGGUGGAGGAGCAACAAUAAAUGGUACAGCCAUAGGCGUGGGUGGUCCUCGUGCACCAGGUGAUAUGAACAACAACGGACUAUCUGGGCCUGGUUUGGGUUCGGUGAAACCACUGCCGAUGACGAUGCAAGCACCGACGAGCUGAGACGAGGCUUUACCACCACUGAAGAAGUUAAGAUGUCUCAGCGGUUAUUAAUCAGCCGUGAAAUCGUGUCGUCGAGUGUGUUGCGCGAUUUAAAGCUUCGGAGUUGAAAAGAAAAAAACAAAACAAAACAAAACAAAACAAACAACAAAGUAAAAAUAAAAUAAAAAGAACUUGGACGUUCUUCGCGAACUGAAAACGGGCGAAAAUGUAAUUACAAAUAAUUCGAGUCGUCUCGUAUAGGAAGAAUUGAUUUCUUGUUCUUCUAUUCUCGAAUUAACGAAAAAAUGAUUAAAAAGAUUAAAAAAAAAAAAAAAUGAAAAAAAAAACGGAAGAAAGGGUUGAAGAAACAGAUAGGACAAAGAACAAACGAAACAAACAAAAAAAGAAAAACAAUACAGGUGAUGAUUUAUUGGUAAAUCCAUUGUAAAUUUUGAUCCGGUGUUUCACCCCCCCCUUGCACGUGGUUACACCAUAAUAAACGGGACAGUUCGUGUAAAAUAUGUUUCUAACGAUAAGUAAAGAUUGACGAGAGAGAAAAGAAAAACAAAAAGAGGAAAAGAAAAAACACAUACAAACAAACAAAAAAAUGAAGAGUAAGUUGAAAAAAAGGAUGAGUGUUAAAUAGUGCGAAAAGAAAGAGAGAGAGAGAGAGAGAGAGAGAGUGUGAAAGAAAAUGGCGAAGUCGACAGUUGUAAAUAUCCUUAUUAAUAUAUAUAUAUAUAUAUCGACUUCAUGAGUGAAGAACGCCUGAGGUUAUACGAGUAUACGUCUAACGAUUAAGAUCUUUCUAUGAUUAUUAUUAUCAUCUUCGUUAAAAACCGGUUAACAUAAUCCGCUCUCGUUCUUAUUCUUUUUUUUUUUUUCUCUUUUUUUUUUUUCUUUUUUUUUCAUCCUUCUAAUUAGGUAAUUUCUUCGUAACGAGAUAGAGGACGAUGACAUCGAGUUAUGACGUAGAAGAAGAAGAAGAAGAAGAAGA